This is a messenger RNA of Ipomoea triloba (trilobed morning glory), 1507 nucleotides long. Its product is annotated as sedoheptulose-1,7-bisphosphatase, chloroplastic-like. Gene Ontology annotation, biological process: fructose 6-phosphate metabolic process; fructose metabolic process; fructose 1,6-bisphosphate metabolic process. Bases 84 to 1265 code for a protein of 393 amino acids. Gene Ontology annotation, cellular component: cytoplasm. NCBI's taxonomy places the organism in Eukaryota, Viridiplantae, Streptophyta, Magnoliopsida, Solanales, Convolvulaceae. The transcript is spliced from 8 exons. The record is from RefSeq and is a predicted model, not a curated record. Gene Ontology annotation, molecular function: fructose 1,6-bisphosphate 1-phosphatase activity.
CACCUUUCAACUGCUUAUCAGUUGCCACCCUCAAACUUUUCUUCUUCUUCUUCUUCUGGAAUUGAGUGUCAACAAACACAAUCAUGGAGACUGGUAUCACAUGCUAUGCACGUGCAGCUCUCCUCCCAAAUCUCACCUCUCAACAUUCAUCUUCACUAGCUACUCCAGGCUGGUCCAUUUCUCCAUCUUUCAACACCAGGAGUUUAAAGAGUUCAUUAUUCGGGGAAUCAUUGCGCGUUGUGCCUAAAUCUUCACUAAAUGUUGUGAAGACAAGGAAACAGUCUUCCCCAGUGACCAAGUGUGAGAUAGGUGACAGCCUGGAAGAAUUCCUUACAAAGUCGACGUCGGACAAGGGGCUGAUUAGCCUGAUGAUGUGCAUGGGAGAGGCACUAAGAACAAUUGCAUUUAAAGUCAGAACAGCUUCUUGUGGAGGAACAGCAUGUGUCAACUCUUUUGGAGAUGAGCAGCUUGCUGUUGAUUUGCUGGCUAAUAAGCUCCUAUUUGAGGCUUUGACUUACUCACAUUUCUGCAAAUAUGCCUGUUCUGAAGAAGUCCCUGAGCUCCAAGAUAUGGGAGGGCCAACUGAGGGAGGAUUUAGUGUUGCAUUUGAUCCACUUGAUGGUUCCAGUAUUGUGGACACUAACUUCACUGUGGGAACCAUCUUUGGCGUUUGGCCCGGGGAUAAGCUAACCGGAGUUACAGGGAGAGAUCAGGUUGCAGCAGCCAUGGGGAUAUUCGGGCCUCGUACUACAUAUGUUCUGGCUCUUAAAGACGUCCCUGGAACACACGAAUUCCUCCUCCUCGACGAAGGAAAAUGGCAGCAUGUGAAAGACACAACCGAAAUUGGAGAAGGAAAAAUGUUCUCCCCGGGGAACUUGAGAGCCACAUUUGAUAAUGCUGACUAUGCUAAGCUAAUUGACUACUAUGUUAGGGAGAAGUACACCCUGAGAUACACCGGAGGAAUGGUGCCUGAUGUAAACCAGAUCAUUGUGAAAGAGAAGGGAAUUUUCACAAAUGUGGUAUCCCCAUCAGCCAAGGCCAAGUUGAGGCUGCUCUUUGAGGUGGCUCCAUUGGGGUUCUUGAUUGAGAAAGCCGGGGGGUAUAGCAGCGACGGGGAAAAGUCUGUGCUCGACAAGGUGAUCAAUAAUCUUGAUGAGAGGACUCAAGUGGCUUAUGGUUCCAAGAAUGAGAUUAUCCGAUUCGAGGAGACACUCUAUGGAUCCUCCAGGCUUAAGGCUGCUGAGCCAGUUGGAGCUGCCGCUUAAGUUAAGCGUGCCUGUAUGAUCCAAUUCGCCCUCGUAACGUUUUGGUUUGUUUGUAAAACAGAAUUUACCAAUGCUUUUGAUUUGGAGUACCUUUGCUUCAUCUUCUCUACCCAAGAAAACAAUUUUGGAUGGACAAGUAUCUAGAUGCCACCUAGAAUUUAGCCUUCUGUAAAUGUAUUAUGUUCUUAAUCAAUGGUUAAGAUCAGCAAACCAAUUGUAUUCUAGCUUCUUUUGCUUUAUCA